Molecule: messenger RNA, 1777 nt
Organism: Phascolarctos cinereus (koala)
Lineage: Eukaryota; Metazoa; Chordata; Mammalia; Diprotodontia; Phascolarctidae
Source: RefSeq, a predicted model, not a curated record
CAGAAGACAGUAAAAUUUCAUGCUGAUACGUUGUAAGCAGAAAGUAGCAGACUGAACUUCAUUGUGGACAGAUGUAAGGAGACUGAGAUGGCUGAGAAUAUCACUUUGACAACUGAGUUUAUCCUCACUGGAUUUACAAGGCACCAAGAACUGCAGAUUCUUCUAUUCAUACUUUUCCUUAUAAUCUACCUGAUAACCAUAAUAGGCAACAUUGGACUGAUGAUAUUAAUUUCAAUUGAACCCCGACUCCACUCACCUAUGUAUUUGUUUCUUGGUAACUUGGCAUUUAUGGAUGCUUUUAGCUCAUGUGCUGUUACUCCUAAGAUGUUAAGGAACUUCUUUUCUAAGGAUAGAAUGAUUUCCCUUCAUCAAUGUAUGGCACAAUUUUAUUUUCUUUGCUUUUCUGAAACUUCGGACUGUUUUCUCCUGGCAGCCAUGGCAUAUGACCGCUAUGUGGCGAUAUGUAAUCCACUUCAUUAUCCUAUCAUUAUGUCAAAGAAACUCUGCAUUCAGAUGAUCACUGGAUCACUCAUAGCUGGCAAUCUACAUUCCAUGAUUCAUGUUGGCUUUCUAUUCAGAUUAACUUUCUGUAAAUCGCGCCAAAUCAAUCAUUUUUUUUGUGAUGUUCUUCCUUUAUACCGACUCUCUUGUACAGACCCUUAUAUUAAUGAAUUGAUGAUAUUCAUCUUCUCAGGCUCAAUUCAAGUCUUCACUAUAGGUGUUGUCUUACUGUCUUAUCUUUACAUCCUUUUUACUAUCUUUAAGAUGAAAUCAAAGGAGGGACAAGGCAAAGCCUUUUCCACUUGUGCAUCCCAUUUUAUAUCUGUCUUAAUAUUCUAUGGUUCUCUUCUCAUCAUGUAUAUUCGACCAGGUGCAGUUAAUGAAGGAGCUAUAGACAUAUCCGUUGCUAUUUUUUAUACAAUAAUAAUUCCCUUUUUAAACCCUUUUAUUUAUAGCCUGAGAAACAAGGAAGUAGUCAAUGUCCCGAGAAAAAUUAUGGAGAAAAAAAUCUCAGGGGUGUUUGCAACAAAAUUUGUACAUUGAGGUUCCUGGGUUUGAAUGUGGUUAAGCUUGACCAAGUCUGUUAGAAAAGUAUAAAGUCUAAUUGAGAAAUUAAUUAAUGAAUACAGAAAUUGGGAACUAGGGGACUAUUAUUAUUUUAAUUUCAAGUUCAUAAAACAAGAUUAUUUUCAGAAUGGAUUGUGUCAGAGAGUUAGUCAUCACAAAAUUCAAGAAGUCAACAUACCACCAGAGGUAAAUGUGGAAAAGAAGAAUCUAUUGAACAUUAUCCAUAAUACCACUAUACCACUUCAGUAGGAAGUAUAAAGGAAGAUGUGUCAGCAUUGGGGAAUAGUAGCUGAUUGUGUACAAAGUCUUUCUCUUUCUUUGUGUUUUCAUUUCAAGUCCCUAGAGUAUAAGAUGUAUGAUAGGAAUAUAAAAUAAAUGAUUACUAGAAAAAUGCAACCAGAUUAAGUAAAACACACAAACAAAACCCCCCCAAACAAACACACUCCCCUCCAAAACUUCUCAAAAAUAGCCUUAACAUUCAAUGAAUUCAACAUGCUCACUCCUUGCUUAGAGAAGGCUCUUUUGCAGCACUGUUUGAUUCUGAACUUGAAGUUUUCUGAAAUGAUUGCUUUGGAAAGUGGAUUUAUACAGAAAGCACUUAUUACUUCAUGAAAGUCGUGCCAAACCUUGUUGUUCUAUAGUGGCAGUUGCCACACAAAUAUCAUUAAACCAUUAUUAGCAAAUUAAUCUGUAGUGACAAUUCAUCACG